Schistosoma turkestanicum is the source of this 1507-nucleotide messenger RNA. The record is from the annotation of a GenBank genome assembly. Lineage: Eukaryota; Metazoa; Platyhelminthes; Trematoda; Strigeidida; Schistosomatidae.
AAAAAAUGUCACAAACUAAUACUAGCAAUUUACAGUUUUCAUUUACAUUUUACUAUAAUGUAUUUUAUCUUGGACAUUGUGCAGAUGUUGCCGAUCCAAAUAAAUAUGGUAAACCAAUGUCAUUGCCGGAAAAAUGGCAACAAAUUCCUAUAUUGUGUUUAACAUUAAUUGCGUUUAUUAUCAAUGCUAUCACAUUAUUUAUAUUUCUAUUCGGUGAAUUCACCAUCAAUCGUAUAGCCUCUUCAUCAUCCAUAGUAAAACAUGAAAAACAAUCCGGAACCACUUCGUCAAUUAUAUCAAAAACGACGCAAAAACCCAAAAAACACAGUCGAUCAAGAAGCUCCUUCUUAACAAGUCUGAUUAUUUUAAGUUUAUUCGAAGUGAUUUUCAAUUUUUCCGCAUUUAUUUUCAAACUCAUUGAAAUAUCUUCACCGAAUUUCAUUCAUCAAAUACCGAUUGAUUCAACAACAAAUCAUAAACCACCAGAUAUGCGUAUCAUUGUAAUUCCAGUUGUACAAAAUGUGAUCAUGUUUCUGGCUGAUAUUGGUUUAAUGUGUAGAAAUUGGUGUAUAUGUUUGAUUACGGCUGCACGAGCUGAAGUAGUUAUUUGGCCAUUAGGUUCUAAAGCAUGGCAACGUAUUUUACGAAAUCCACGUCGAUUCACUUUGGUAUUCAUGAUAUUUGUUGUGAUUUCCAUUGUAAUAUCAGCAUUUAAACAUACCGAUUAUAUUGGUCAUUUGUGUUAUGAUCAAAAUAAUAAAAAAUAUGGUUUAUGGUCAGUUGAAUAUUUAUGGAGUUAUGAAGGAUUUUCUAAAUAUAUGACAUUUAUUGUAUUACCAUAUCAAGCAGUUAUUCCAUGGUUUAUUAUUGUUAUAUUUACUAUGUCGAUAUUAUUCGGUUUGAAACCAUGGAAAACUGAUGACAAAUCGAUUUUAUUCUCUCACAAUACAAAAUCUUUGGAUGAUCUACCUGAUCUACAAAAAUCACAACAACAACAACAACAACAAAGCUGUGUACAACAAGAUGCGCUAAGAAAACGUCAACAAGGUCAAUUAAGAGCAACACAAAUUGUAUUGAUCGUUGCUGUAUUGUUCGGUCUGUUAGAAUGCAUGAAUUUCAUUGUUUCAAUAUGUCAAACAGCAAAACUUCUGACGAAUCAUCGAUUAAGUCGUAUCCUAGAAACCAUUGGUAAUACAUUGAUUACAUUGGAUUCUAUGUGUAAUUUCGUUGUAUUCAUUUCAAUGAUGUCAUAUUUUCGUCAAAUAUUUGCAAAAAUAUUUCUUUGUCAUGAAAUCAAUCAAAAUUCCAAUGUCAACAAUAUAAAUAAUAGUACAGUUUCACAAAAAAUCACAUCAUCUACUUCGAUUAAUCAAACAUCAACAGUCAACUUAGAUAAGACAAAUAAAUUAAACAGUCAAAGUUCAUAAGACAUAUUACAUGAUUUUAAUCGUUUUUAAACAAACUUUAUUAUUGUUCAAAAAUCAACAGCGUUUUCUCCUCCUUUUAU